AUUCGGCAACGGAAAUUUGGCUUACUUGGUACUGGUUGUUUAUGUAUACCACGUUGUUGUUCGGAACUGAGAACAGUUCGCUCGGAUCUCAUCAUGAGUGACCCAGAACAUUCGCAGGCACUGCUUGGUAGACUAGUUCCCUCGAACAUGAUCUUCAAGAUGGCAGGCGAUUCGUUCUCUCGUAUAGAGAUAUCCAGCCUUGAAGGCAGGGCCCAGUCGACUCGACUGCGUCAGAAAUUGUUCCAUUCACUGCAUACGACGCUGGGAUCGUCAGAGAAGACCAUCAAAGAUGCGAUUUUGGCGGACAGUGGUUACAGCAAGUCGGAAGUCAACCUCGAAUAUGCGCUUGCCAUUUCCGACUUGCGCAAGCACUAUGCUUCUGUGGACCUCGAACAAGAUCUAAAAGCUCAGAAAGCUGUAGAGAACCUCAAGGCGACGACGAACGUUGGCAUUGUAUAUAUCGUUCCUGCAAAGCAGAACCUGUUCUAUUGUGUCAUCUCGGCUCUCACUGCAGCGUUGGCGGCUGGGAACUGUGUCGUCGUUGAGCUACCUCCAACACUGACGCAGGUAUCUGGUGUCCUCCGGAAGAUCUUACCAUCUGCACUCGACGCGGAUAUCUUCGGCGUCAGCGGCACAAGACCAACAAAGGACUUUCUGUCCAAAUGUCAUGUUUUGGAGCAGUCCGACGAUGGGACAGACAAUGCGCAAUCAGAGCCGCAGGCUAGGGUUGUGGCAAUCGUAGACAGGACUGCAGAUAUCCUCGAGGCAGCCAUGGUGAUCGGGGCAUCUCGAGUAUCAUUCAACGGGCGCUCAGUCUAUGCUCCCGAUGUUGUCCUCGUGAAUGAAUUCGUGGCCGACAACUUCCUGUACCAUCUCGUCCAGACGGUAACAUCACCCUUGUCGAGUAAAAGCGCCCCCGCAUCACAGAAUCAGUCAAAAUACCUGCCAGAUGGUCAUGCCAGAACGUUGAAGGAGCUGGAGAACAACGAUGGUGUUCGCGUGGUUGUGUCAAGCUCCAGCGGCAGCAUCAUGGAGGUCAAGGACCGGACAAUGGUACCCCUAAGUCGCAGGAUAGAGGGUCGACUGAUUAUCGUCGUGCGGAUAACGAGUUUAGAUGAUGCUAUCGACCUCGCCAACAGCUUCGGCACUCCCUUGGAGGCGAACUACAGCUUUGCAACUCCUACUGAAGCAAAUUACCUCGCGAGAUUCAUCGAUGCACGCAUUUCCUGCAUCAAUCAUAUACCUGCUGAACUGCUUGUUGGCCCGUUGGCACCCAAGCAUCCGGCAGAAGCACCGUCUCCGAGUCCACGGUACAGCCAAGCAUUAUUCCGCACUCCGCGACCGCGACUAAGACAUGCCUCAGAGCUGACGACCCUCACUCAGGCAGCUGUCCGCUCUCGGUCAACAGAAGGGUUGGAGUCGUGGAGUCGAGCCAUCGUCGAGCCUGCACUGCCGGCAAUGAAACAAGGUGACGGGCAUGCCGUUGGUUUCUUCGAUCAAGCAUUUUUGGCCCUAGGGGUCAGCGUUGUCUCGCUCUUGGCUGGGACGGCUUUUUAUGCCUUCAAAAUGUUGAGACGGCGGUAAUAAUUGUUCGACCUCUACAUUGUGAGAGACAAGGUUUCCCCCAAAACCCGAGUAGUUAGGAGUUGUAACAUAACCAUCUGAGUUCAAUUGUACGCCAUGUCUACUUAGGGCGUCGUGAGCAAUAGCAUACAUGGGAAACAGUUUGAAUUUGCAAGCAAAAUGUAUGCAGGUUCUACGCCACAGAAAGACAAAAUCAAGCAGCAGCAGUAACCAUUCUCGGACGGGGCAGUUUCUCGCUCUCCCUCUCCUCUCUUCCUACAAACUUGUUGCCUGUGUCAUCUUUGUAUCUGCCGAACGUGAACUGCGAGUUUGCCAUGUUGACAAGCUCCCACGUCUCAGCAGCCAGCACGUUCGGAUCAGCCUCAUCUUCCCAGUCUCCCACCGCACCUGCCGCAAAGAGCGCCGGCAUCCAAUGGUCGUCCGUGGCCUGGGCCUCGCGGUAGGCAGGAUGCUGCAU
Messenger RNA from Exophiala viscosa, 2041 nucleotides. Its product is annotated as aldehyde dehydrogenase PutA. Gene Ontology annotation, molecular function: oxidoreductase activity, acting on the aldehyde or oxo group of donors, NAD or NADP as acceptor. Lineage: Eukaryota; Fungi; Ascomycota; Eurotiomycetes; Chaetothyriales; Herpotrichiellaceae. The record is from RefSeq and is a predicted model, not a curated record. The coding region runs from base 94 to 1584 and encodes 496 amino acids. The transcript has 5 exons.